This is a messenger RNA of Argentina anserina (silverweed cinquefoil), 690 nucleotides long. RefSeq names its product transcriptional regulator SUPERMAN-like. The transcript has a single exon. NCBI's taxonomy places the organism in Eukaryota, Viridiplantae, Streptophyta, Magnoliopsida, Rosales, Rosaceae. The coding region runs from base 1 to 690 and encodes 229 amino acids. The record is from RefSeq and is a predicted model, not a curated record.
AUGCAGAGGAACACUGGCUUCUGCAAGAGCUUAGUGAAGGCAGACCAUAGUACAGUCAUGACUAAUAAGGCAAUCUAUGGAGAUUUCAACAGCAACAAGAAGAAUAUUGAAGAUGGUGAAGUCUGUACGGAUGGGUACCCAUGGCCUCCGAGGGCUUACAUUUGUGGCUUCUGCAAGAGAGAAUUCAAAUCAGCUCAAGCUCUGGGUGGCCAUAUGAAUGUUCACAGGAAAGACCGAGCCAGGCUCAGAUGCUCAUCCCCAGCAGAUUUUGCUGGUCAGUACACUCACAGUACUAUACUUAAUCUCAACCUUAAACCUAACCCUAGCCCUACCUUCGUAUCCUCACCACCACCAUCAUCAUCUCCCUUUUCCACUGUUUCAACUAGGCAGCUCCCACAAUUAACUACUAGCUCUAGCUCAGUACCUUCUUGGAUAUUACAAUCUUCUUACCCGCCUCCUAUAUUUUCAUCACCAUCUGCUACUUGCCAUGGUGAAAACAUGAAAUGGUUUGUGAGUGGUAACCUUUCCAUUCCUUCUGCAAACCUCAAAAGUUCGGAUUUAAUUUCUCAAAUGAAGAUUAAUGCAAAGUCUCAAGACGAUGGGUGCAUGAGGUUGGACUUGGAGAUCGGUGUUCAUGGCGGUGACUCAAAGGAUGACAUCGAUUUGGAGCUUCGAUUAGGAUACUCCUAG